Molecule: messenger RNA, 771 nt
Organism: Penicillium subrubescens
Lineage: Eukaryota; Fungi; Ascomycota; Eurotiomycetes; Eurotiales; Aspergillaceae
Exons: 3
Coding region: 1-771 (256 amino acids)
Source: RefSeq, a predicted model, not a curated record
AUGGCCGAAACCGUUAUGACACAAACCAGUGGGGUCAUAAUUUACCUACCUGACAUUGCUGGCGACAGUCUUCACAAGCCCAUCGUUCCGCUUGACUGUGAAAAUUUGUUUCUAUAUCUGGAGUUGGUCUACAGGGCACGAAGUACAAGGACCACUGUUUGGAAUACCUGGCUGUUGUAUGCGUGCGUUACUGUGGGCCUUUAUCUGGGCUCGUAUCCACGCACAAACGCCGACUUUGCGUCGUGGUCACGUCGGCUUCAAAUACUUGGAACGUGGAUUUUCUCUGGAAACGCAGUCCAGAACCGAUACUGGCAAGGAAUCGGCGCUCAGAUGAUAUGUAGUGCUGUUCUGUUUUCGCCGACUCUUCGCCUAGCAUUAUCGAAAGAAUAUCUCGUCUGGCUUGGGAAGGCGAGUUUUCCUCUAUACCUGCUUCAUGGCCCGCUUAUGCGCUCGAUUCUAGCAUGGAUGCUAUUUAUCUACCCUGGUACACCUCAGGGAUUCUCUGAAUCAUCAUCGAGAAAUGAACAGGACUCCGAAAAACAGCGGGACAUGCGCGGCUCUGAGCCUGGCCGCCCUAUUCCUGUCCUGAUGCUGGCGCCGUUCUUUUUGAUUCUCUUUAUUGUUGUAAGACUAUGGCAAAGCACAGUUGAUUUGUGGGUUGAGGGAGCGAUUCUUAGAUUGGAAGCCUUCGCUAUGUCAUCAGAGCUGACAAGUAAGAACAACAACAAGAAAGGGGAGUGCCAUACAUGCAUGCAUCGACUGAUUGGCUAG